AUGCAGAUCCUCUCGAGUAUCCUCCUCGCAGCCGGUCUGGCAACCAGCGUCCUGUGUCUGGACACGCCUGUCCCUUCUGCACAGACGGGCCCUGCACCUUCGGCAGUUACUCCAGCCGCUCAGUGUCAACGAGUGGGGAGUGCGAACCCGAGUUUGUUCGAAAAGAACCGCGAAGCCGCUGCUCUCCUCCCUCCCAAUUGCGAUCUACAAGCCUGUCUCAACGUAGGCCCUGUCCUCACAUGCAUCGUUAAAGCCCUGCAGAACGGCAACCUGAUCGACCUUGCCGGAUGUUUGACCACGGGCAUUCAAGAGCCCUACCACUAA
Penicillium diatomitis is the source of this 324-nucleotide messenger RNA. RefSeq lists its product as uncharacterized. The transcript is spliced from 3 exons. Lineage: Eukaryota; Fungi; Ascomycota; Eurotiomycetes; Eurotiales; Aspergillaceae. The record is from RefSeq and is a predicted model, not a curated record. The coding region runs from base 1 to 324 and encodes 107 amino acids.